AUGUGAAGUUCCCAGACUACUUUUAGAUUUGAUGAAUAAAUGCUUAGAUGCUGAACCUCAAUACCGGCAGACUGCUGAAGAAUUAGCCAAUACGCUAAACCAAUUUCGUCAUAAUUAUUACGAUAAAGAAACUGAAUUAUAUAAGCAGGUUAAAGGAAUUAAUAACUCUGGAAAAUUUUCCAAUCAAGUCAUAACGACACGGCUCAACUACAAGACACAUAAACAAGCUAUUUAUUCAAGUCGGCUUUUGAAAUAUCAUAACCUUUCUAAACCAUUAAAUGCUAAAUCAGUAGUUGCAG
Molecule: messenger RNA, 299 nt
Organism: Cetraspora pellucida
Lineage: Eukaryota; Fungi; Glomeromycota; Glomeromycetes; Diversisporales; Gigasporaceae
Source: the annotation of a GenBank genome assembly